AUGAAGCUCCUCACCCUAGCCGUCCUCGCGACCCUCGCAGCCGCCGAGCUCUCGCCCUGCAUCACGGAGUGCGCGCAGAACGUCUCAUCGACCAACGCGACCGCAUGUCCCUCCAAAAACUUUGAGUCGCAGGAGUGUCUGUGCGAGUACGGCUUCACGUCGGCGGUGCGCAAGUGCAUGUACACCGGCUGUUCAAGCGAAGUCAAUGACUGGGUUGGGGUAUACCGUGGCGCCGCGUGCCCCGAAGGCACAUACUCAGCAACGAACGGGACCAAUCCAUCAUCCAACUCGACGGGAACGACCAGUGCCAGCGGAGCGGCUGCUUCGUCGCCGUCAGUCAGCCCCGUGUCGACUGCGGCUGCUAUCGGCGCGCCCGUCCUAGGUGCGGCGUUUGUCGCCGCCGUUGCCGCUUUACUCUAA
Messenger RNA from Cutaneotrichosporon cavernicola, 420 nucleotides. RefSeq lists its product as uncharacterized. The coding region runs from base 1 to 420 and encodes 139 amino acids. The transcript is spliced from 2 exons. Lineage: Eukaryota; Fungi; Basidiomycota; Tremellomycetes; Trichosporonales; Trichosporonaceae. The record is from RefSeq and is a predicted model, not a curated record.